Sinocyclocheilus anshuiensis is the source of this 3445-nucleotide messenger RNA. RefSeq names its product thioredoxin reductase 2, tandem duplicate 2 (gene txnrd2.2). The transcript has 17 exons. Gene Ontology annotation, cellular component: cytosol; mitochondrion. The record is from RefSeq and is a predicted model, not a curated record. Lineage: Eukaryota; Metazoa; Chordata; Actinopteri; Cypriniformes; Cyprinidae. Gene Ontology annotation, biological process: cellular response to oxidative stress; cell redox homeostasis; glutathione metabolic process. Gene Ontology annotation, molecular function: thioredoxin-disulfide reductase (NADPH) activity; flavin adenine dinucleotide binding; glutathione-disulfide reductase (NADPH) activity. The coding region runs from base 1 to 1509 and encodes 502 amino acids.
AUGGUGACUCAAUGCUCUUGCGAGAUAUCAACGCAGCAGAAAACAGGUAAAUUUGAUUAUGACCUCGUGGUCAUUGGUGGAGGCUCUGGAGGGUUGGCAUGUUCAAAAGAAGCUGCCCAAUUAGGGCAGAGAGUUGCUGUCUUGGACUAUGUCGAACCUUCACUAAAAGGCACGAAGUGGGGUCUUGGUGGCACGUGUGUGAAUGUCGGCUGUAUUCCAAAGAAGCUUAUGCAUCAGGCGGCACUGCUUGGCACUGCUGUCAAAGAUGCUAGGAAGUAUGGCUGGCAAAUCCCAGAAUCCCUGUCACAUGACUGGUCAGCAAUGGCUGAGGCUGUCCAGAACCAUGUGAAGUCUCUAAACUGGGGUCACAGAGUUCAACUACAAGACAAGAAGGUGAAAUAUUUGAAUAUGAAGGGCAGUCUGGUGGAUAAACACACUAUCAGUGCUGUAAAUGCCAAAGGGAAAGAGAUGACAGUGACCGCCAAAAACAUUGUGUUAGCUACUGGUGGACGGCCGAAGUACCCUACACAUGUCCCAGGAGCCACGGAGUUCGGGAUCACAAGUGAUGAUGUCUUCUGGCUCAAAGAGUCUCCCAAAAAAACGUUGGUUGUUGGUGCCAGUUAUGUAGCAUUGGAAUGUGCCGGCUUCCUUACAGGCGUUGGACUGGACACCACUGUGAUGGUGCGCAGUAUCGCCCUCCGGGGGUUUGAUCAGCAAAUGUCUGGUUUAGUCACAGACUACAUGGAGGCCUAUGGCACCAAGUUCUCCUGGAAGUGUACACCAAAAAGCAUAGAAAAGCUCCCAUCUGGGCUUCUUCAGGUCACAUGGAUGGAUCUAAACACUAAAGAGGAACAUCAAGACACCUUCAACUCAGUACUUUGGGCUGUAGGCAGAGCAUCUGAAACCAAGACCCUCAAUUUGGAGAAGGCUGGUGUGGAGAUCAACAUAGAAACAGGGAAGAUAAUCGUAGCUGCUGACGAAGCCACAUCCGUGCCGAACAUUUUCGCUAUCGGAGACAUCGCUGAGGGUCGUCCUGAGUUGACCCCGACAGCCAUUAAGGCUGGAAAGCUCCUGGCCCGCAGACUGGUGGGCCAUUCCACUGAGCUCAUGAAUUAUGACAACGUGGCCACUACAGUGUUCACUCCACUUGAGUAUGGCUGUGUAGGUCUGUCUGAAGAAGAGGCUGAAAGGAGACAUGGAAAAGACCAGAUUGAGGUGUACCAUGCCUUCUACAAGCCCCUGGAGUUCACCGUGGCUGAGAGAGAUUCCACUCAGUGCUAUAUCAAGGUGGUUUGUCUACGGGAGGGUGAUCAGCGUGUGCUGGGUAUGCAUUUUACCGGACCGAGCGCUGGUGAGGUCACACAGGGCUUUUCUCUGGGCUUCCAGUGUGGGCUUACCUAUGAACACCUCAGGAAUACGGUCGGGAUACACCCCACCUGCGCCGAGGAGCUCAUCAAGCUCAACAUCACUAAACGCUCCGGUCUUGACGCCACAGUAACAGGCUGCUGAGGUUAAGCAUCCCCUCCCUGAUCGCCCGAGCACACGGGAACCCAUAAAAAGGUUGUGAUAAUGUGAGUUAGCAGUUGCAGGAAGCAUCUCAUGAAAUCUGUCUCUCAGUUUUUACUUUAAAAGCUCUUCUGAAACCGAGACUUUUAAACCACAGAACCAGAUCUAUUUCGGUUUAAUAUAUGAUAUUUAAAAUAAUAAUUCUGGAGGUCAGUACUAACAAGUAUGUCCUUCUUUGCCACUGUGAUGUAUUGUUUUUAAACCAAGUCCAGGAGAGUUCGGCCAGCUUUAUACCACAGGUCAAGAUAAUCCAAUAAAGUCCUCAUGUUUGCUCUCCAGAAUAAGAACGUAGAUGCAGGUUAGAGCAACACGAACCGCAAGCGCCUCUGCGAACAGAUAAACACGGCCAUAAAUCAGGAUUAAGGCCCCAUUACAGUGUGCUGAAAUGAGAAACGUUGGAGAAAGUGGCCUAAUGUUUCUGAAAUAUAUUCUGCAAAUAUUGUUGUUUCUCUGGCUGUACUUCCUGGCCGUUAGUCAUGCGCCGCUCCUGACACUGAUGGAUGGGAUAGGCCCGUCGCUGCGCUGACACCACCCCGUUUCCCAGGGACGUAGACAAACACUCGGUGAGCGGCAUGUCACUCAAACGCAGAACCCGGUCGUGGACAGAGUGAGCGCUUAUUUAGUCCUGGACUUCAGGAGGUUCUCCAGUGCACAGGGGGAGCAGAGAGUACACAGUACAAUAACAUACUCUCCUGCCCCUGAUCUCUCUGGGUAAAACCUGAAAGUCCAAAGGAGGCAUCAGUACCGCUGGCUACCUAAAGGUGGCAGUGUUAGCUUCCUUUUCCUCCUGUUCUUCACUCGCACAUGUGAGGAUAAAAAUCUCUGCGCUGUGUAGUCAUUAUGAAUUCGAGUCACAGUUAAUCACUGGCAGAAUGUUAAGAUUAAUCGAACACUUACUGGGCAUUUAUCGCUCCAUAGGUUUAGCUUAUCUGUUGUUUGUGUACUUGGCUAAUAGCUUUGGCCCACGGUGCUGGCGCCCGCUUUGAGGGAAGUUAAACUGCGACUAUUCCCAAAAGUUCAAUUCAUUUUGUGACAGGAAAUCUGUGACAUCUGUGUACUUUCAAACCAGAUAACGUAUGAAAAGCAUAUGUGAAUUUUGAAAUACAUUGAUAUGUAAAGUCAGUAGAUGCAAGUGCAAUUAUAAUGAAACAUUUUUCAGAGCUCUCAAAGGGGUAGUUCAACCAAUAAUGAAGAUUAUUUUAUUAUUUACUCAUUCUUAUGUCAGUCCAAUCCUGUAUAUCUUUGUUUAUUCAUCAGAAAACUGAAGGCAUUUUGAAUUGUAUUGGUUGCUCUUUUGUCCAUUUAAUUAGAAUAGAGACUGCUUAAAAAGCAUGACGAAGCAUCAUAAAAUUGAAUGAAAUUUGGAAUGAAAUUUAGUGGUUUUUGACUGCAAAUAUUCCAUCUUAGCUCUCUUUGCUGCGUUCAUGAGAAGAGAAAAGUUGCGGUGCCCAGUUCUUAAACGAAUCAUUGAGUCUUAUUGAGUCAAUAAUUCAGUUCAUCAGCAAAACAAGUCUGCAUGUUUCUUUCACAAAUUGGACUGAUCUGUUUUUUUUUUUUUAAGUUCAAAAUCAAUAACCAAUAAGUGAAUAACAGCUUAAAGUUCUCUGUUCCUCACAAAAAGCAAUCAUAUGACUUCAAAAGACUUGGAAUACAGCGCAUGAGUCGUGUGAGCUACAUUUAUGAUUCUGUAAUGGUUAUUUUAUAUCCUAUUUUUACAGCUUGAAUGUUUCAGUCCAGUUCACCGUAGCAUGGAAAAGAGCAACCAGAAUAAUUGUUUCAUGCAAGCCUUUACACGGAAGAAAUACAGGUUUAGAAGAACAUGAGGGUGAGUAAAUAAUGGCAGAAUUUUCAUUUUUGGACAAAAUAUGGGUUUAAUAAU